CCAGUCCAUGGUAUGUUUUAGGAAGUACAAAACCUCAGUGGAGACCAUUUUCUACAGAAGAGGAGAGCUGAGAAGACUCUACUGGCUGCAGAGCAGAAGGAUUUUGAAGAUGAAGCUAUCCCUCCACAUCGUCUUCCUUGGAUGGUGGCUGGCCAGGCAGUGCUGGACCUCUAGAGCUCACACCCCCUCCAAGCCUUUGAUAUCUAUCAGCCCCAGUGGGAUGGUUGCCCUGGGGGAAGAGGUCACCAUCACCUGCAGGAGCGAGGAUGACUUUGACGGAGACGUCUAUCUCAACAGGCACCAAAGCUCAUCUGACGGAGGGAAAACUGCAGGUCCCCGCCAGGAGGCAAAAUCCAACAAGGCUGCCUUUUCCUUGGCCAACCUCAGCCCAACAGAUGGGGGCAUCUACAGCUGUAGAACUUGCUGCUCUCAAUGUUCAGCUUUGAGUGAUAAAAUCUAUCUCAACCUAACAGAUCCCAGCCUGACCAAGCCUUCCAUUUGGAUUAGAAAGGAAGAACAAGAUGCUCUGGAAGCAAACAUCUCCAUAUGGUGUGAGGACACAAAACCAGAUCUGGCUUUUGCUCUUCUGAAAUCAAGGGAGCAGAUAGCUUACAGGGCUGCACAGCCAGAGGAAAAGGCAGUGGGUUUUUUUCUCCACCCGGUGAGGUUGGAAGAGGCACAAAGCUAUACCUGCCAGUACCACCACCAAAACAGCCCCUAUGUCUGGUCAGAGCCAAGUGACCGGCCAGAGCUGCCUUGGGGAGGUGUUCCUAGCCCAUACGUAUGGGGAGGUAUUGCUGCAAGCCUUUUCCUGCUUCUUAUCUUGUUGCUACUGGCCUUUGUAUGCUGGCAAAAGAGGAGAAAAAGCUCCACAACCAAUGAAGACAACCCAGCAGUGAGUGUGCCCUUAAAAUCUGAUGCUGGAGAACACCAAGAUGAAGUCUCCUACGCUACUUUGAAUCACCAGCCACAGAAAAUGCAACAGGCAACCAGUCCUAGCAAAACCUCUGAAGCUUGCUUAUAUGCAACAGUGGCCAAAAAUGCAACUGUAAAGAAGCAAUAGGCAGAACUCUGCAGGCAUGGAUGUCGUAUUAUAGGACCUUGGGGGACCCCUGAGUUGAAUACAAGCAAGGACAGCUUAUUUUUAUUUUAUUUCCCCACAGUGUAACAUGCGGACAGAUGUGUAACUGUAGAUGCCAAACGUAAGGGCCAGAUCAUACUGGUGGCUCCAGAAAUGGGAUCAUCGGAAUGCUCUUGACUACAGUACUUAGGACAACGGUGGGGACUGGUGAAGUGAUUCGUUCUGUGAAGCCAUCAGGAGCCGUGGAGUAGCAGUGGAAACCACGAGGAGCAUUGGGGUGCUGGCACAUGGGAAGGGGUUCCCUUGGCAUCGAGGCACAUGCUGUUUGCAUCAUCACUCUUGCCAUCCAUCAGUAACCUCGUUUAUAGGAAGUUGUUGAUGCUGAAAUUACUCCUGAUCUGUAGCAGUGGUUCCUUCCUAUAUGCUCUUAGUCAACAUUUGAAUUAGUCCUUUUUCAACAAAGUGGCAAGGAGAAAGAAAACAUUGUUAUGUUAU
This is a messenger RNA of Candoia aspera, 1576 nucleotides long. Its product is annotated as T-cell-interacting, activating receptor on myeloid cells protein 1-like. NCBI's taxonomy places the organism in Eukaryota, Metazoa, Chordata, Lepidosauria, Squamata, Candoiidae. Bases 8 to 1063 code for a protein of 351 amino acids. The record is from RefSeq and is a predicted model, not a curated record. The transcript is spliced from 7 exons.